This is a messenger RNA of Saitoella complicata NRRL Y-17804, 1825 nucleotides long. Its product is annotated as cystathionine beta-synthase. The record is from RefSeq and is a predicted model, not a curated record. Bases 32 to 1717 code for a protein of 561 amino acids. Gene Ontology annotation, molecular function: cystathionine beta-synthase activity; cysteine synthase activity. The transcript is spliced from 4 exons. Gene Ontology annotation, cellular component: cytoplasm. NCBI's taxonomy places the organism in Eukaryota, Fungi, Ascomycota, Saitoellomycetes, Saitoellales, Saitoellaceae.
CACAACUGCUGCUACGGCUGGACAAGCUGCAAUGGCUAACAUCAUCAACGAGAAGGAUUGUGCCGGUCCUGUCAAUGCCAACGCUGAACGUUACGAUCACCGCAAGCACACGAUGGAACGGCCGCCUGAGCCCGAUUCCGCCGCGCACAGCCGCCAUCCGCCGGCUGCGAUGAACAAUGUACUCGAAGCAAUUGGAAACACACCCUUAGUCAGGCUCAAUAGGAUUCCACAGGAGGAGGGCUUGGAGUGCGAGAUCUGGGCUAAAUGCGAAUUCUUCAACGCGGGUGGCAGUGUCAAAGACCGUAUUGCGUUAAGGAUGAUCGAGGAAGCCGAACGCUCUGGACGUCUUCAACCUGGCGACAUCCUCAUCGAACCCACAAGUGGUAACACGGGGAUCGGGCUUGCCCUUUGCGCAGCUAUCAAGGGUUAUCAUACCAUCAUUACACUUCCGGAGAAGAUGUCUGCAGAGAAGGUCUCCAUUCUCCGUGCUCUCGGUGCAGAAAUCAUCCGUACACCUACCGAAGCAGCCUGGGACUCUCCAGAAUCACACAUUUCCGUUGCGAGGAGGAUUGAGAAGGAGUUGUGCGAGCGUGCAGAGAAGCUGAAUGUUGGCAAGAAAGUGGGGGAUGAAGAAUGGGUUGGCAAGGGUGUUGUGUUAGAUCAGUACGUGAAUGUUGCUAAUCCUGCCGCUCAUGAGGAGGGCACUGGACGUGAGAUUUUGGAGCAGAUUCCAGGUGGGAAGGUUGAUAUGAUCGUGGCUGGUGCCGGUACUGGGGGUACGAUCACGGGAGUUGCGACAGUGUUGAAGAAUGCGUGUCCGGAUGUUAAGGUCAUCGGUAUCGAUCCACAUGGGUCUAUCCUCGCGGAACCGGAAGAUCUCAACGAUGACCGCCAAUCCUACCAAACUGAGGGCAUCGGCUACGACUUUAUCCCAGACGUCCUCAAGCGCUCCUUAGUCACCUCUUGGCUCAAGUCCAACGAUGCAGACUCCCUCACCACUGCUCGCCGCCUGAUCCGCUCCGAGGGUCUUCUAGUUGGGGGGUCAAGUGGUGCUGCUGUCUGGGGUGCUAUCCAAGCCGCCAAACACCACAAGCUUGGGAAGGGCGAUAAGGUUGUCGUCAUCCUCGCUGACGGAGUAAGGAAUUAUCUGACCAAGUUCGUGAGUGAGGAUUGGAUGAGAGCUCGUGGGUUCUUGGGGAACGUCGAGUCGGAGAAGGAGGAGGAGAAGAGCAAGGCGCAAAAGAAUAGGGAUGAGAUGAGACUGAGGGAUCUGGGGUUGAAGCCCGUCGUUUGCGUUAAGGUGAAUGAUAAGUGUGAGGCUGCGGUGAAGGUUAUGCAAGAUCACGCUUUCGAUCAACUCCCGGUUCAGAAUGAGGCUGGGAAGCUUGUUGGCCUGGUCACCUUGGGUAACCUUCUCUCUGCUCUCACCCAUACCCGCGCCGAUCCCUCCACCCAAAUCUCCUCCAUUAUGUUCGAUUUCCGCCGUCUCCCAGCCAGGACCUUCGCCUCCUUCAGCUCUACGGCUCCUGAACGCCUCGCUAAACGCGAGUUUCAGGAGGUUACUGUGGAUACGAAGAUCAAAGAUAUCCUUGACUCUGGAUUCUUUGAUUUUUGGAGUGCGAUGAUUGUGACUGAGAGGGAUGAGAGUGGGGCGAUUAAGCCUGUGCACACUGUGACGAAGGUGGAUUUGCUGAGUUAUUUGGUGGAGGGGAGGUGAGAGGUUAGAUGGGAGACGCGCUUUCGGGUCACUGUUGGUGGGUUCUGUUCGUCCUCGUUGCUUGACUUUGUUGUGUGUGUUUACAUUGGGUUUGUUAGGUUCAUGUUG